Messenger RNA from [Candida] anglica, 3564 nucleotides. Lineage: Eukaryota; Fungi; Ascomycota; Pichiomycetes; Serinales; Debaryomycetaceae. The record is from the annotation of a GenBank genome assembly.
AUGUCUGAUACCCCUGUGAAGACGCAAGCGGUUCCACAGGUUCAAAUAACCCACCCUCCACAAACGCCAAGGGGAGCCAACGGAGGAAGCGGAACCAAACCAAGCAUUACCCCUUCAUUUAGUUUUGGGCUUGGCUUUCUGCCAUCGUUCCAAUUUGGCUCACCCAGAAACAUCAACCUCAUGUCAACCUUCUCACCACAACGGUUUUUUGAUAUUUCUAAUAAUCUCAACAAAGCUGUAGAUGGUCAUAGAAGAAAGAUCCUGGUUGAUGACGCGUCGGAGAAUGUCUUCAACUCGUUCACCCCACCUCAACUUGCAUCUAAACCAAACACAAAGUUUUUAGAAUCUUUAACUUCAUCAGUUUCUCGUAAGGCUAAUAGACUUGAUCUGAUGGACUUGCAUGAAACAACCAUCAACACUUCUACAGAUGGUGACAAUAUUGACCUUUGGUCACUUGGCUACGAUAAUUCACACAACCAAACUACAUUGACUUCUAUUUAUGAAGAAACUUCACCACCUAUUAAAUCCGGUCAUUCAAGAAGAGCAUCGGUAAACACUACAUUUUUAACUCCUAAUAAACUUUUCCUUAAAAGUUUGGAUGAAAAGCCCCAUGGGAAACUUUCUCCUCCUCAUUUUGUGGAGAGACAGGGAACCAAGAAAGAUGGGAAGAGUGAUGAUGAACAACAGAAUGACGAUGAAGGAGAUGAGGUAGAUGAACAAGUUGAUGUUGAAGAUGUCAAAAACGUAAUAAGAGAAUUGAACUCGAGCCAGGAUGAAGAAAGAACCCAGGAUGACCAAGAUUUGGAUGACAACUCAAAUACUGACUAUUCAUCGAAUUCUUCUGGAAUCAUCAAGAAAAGAAAGAUAUCUGCGGAUGAAUCGCCAUCCAGCGCCAUUGCAACACAGAUUAAUACCAUUGCAUCUCCUCGAGGUAAUCGUCGACGGAAAUCUUCCCAUAAUAGUAUAAUGGACUCAUCCUUGGUUGAAUCUGAUGGAUGGACUAAGGACAUGGAUGACGCGCUUUUGAAUUCAUAUCACAAGUACAAGAAGUGGUUGGAGAACCAACCUACCGAUUCAGCUUCCACAAAGAAUGUCUCUCAGAAUAAGGUUUUGUCGAGAAUGCUUUUCCUUAAGACCAAAAUACGUAAGUCCGUAGUUGAGAUAUCUACCCGUCUUUCUCGUUUAAUACAGCAAAGACACGCAAAGGCAUUCACACCGGAAAAUCUUGAGGACCUUAUCCAGACUACACCAUUGGAUGAUUUGAUUGCUAGUGGGAAGAGUAUGGAUAGCCGCAGAGACAGCAUAAAGAAUAGUAUCAAAUCCAAUAGUAAUGUUAAAGAACUUGAUGAAAUUCACGUUGAUCAAGAAUUAGAAUGUGAGUUGUCGUCAUCACCUCUUGAUAAGGGUAAUGGCUCGAAAUUGUUGGAAUCUUCCCCAAUUAUAGUAGAAACUCAGGAGGCACCAUACACAUUAACUCCAAGUGAAAUGUUGAUGUCCUUCAAUUUGCAUGCCAAUGAUUCACACAUUUUCACAAUAUGUACGCCAAGCCAGAAACACAAACAAAGUCGCCUAACUGCGGUGGAACUUAGAGAUAAAGUGUGUCCCAUAUUAGCGGAAGAAUUAAAGCCCAUUACUAGAUCUUUAGUUACACAGAACCUCCCAAUUUGGUUGGCGUCACAUUCAAUUUCUCUCACAAAGGAUAUUAACGUUUCUCCUGCAUCUUCCAUGUCACCAUUCACUUCGACACCUAUUCCUAAAAGUUUAAACCUUGAUAAUGGUACUUUCAAAUCUUUUAUGAAAUUGAAUGUACACGCGACUUCUUCUCAAUCACCUUCAAUGUUAAAUUGGAGAUGUCUGACGAAAAUCUAUAAGGAAAAUAGAGUAAUUUUCAAAGUUGAUGAGUUUAUUAAUGGGUAUUCAACCGGUGAAGCUGAUCUGUACGAAUUACAGGUUCCAUUUUUGAAGAAUUUCUGGUCAGGUUAUCUUACUUAUUUGACCAAUGGAGGCGAUAAUACCGAUCUUACAAAUGUAUCGGUACUACAAGUCAUCUACGAAGGUAGCGAAGUAGUUCUGCCUCAACCAAGUGACACAGAUUUUUUACUUCGUGGAUGUUUGCUUCAUGAUUUUGCCGUUGCUGAGAGUUCAGGAGAUACCCAUUUCAUUGCAGCAAACUUGAAAUUACACAACCAUAGAAGCGUUUCAUCGUUUGCAUCCAAUAAGGAUCUGGUACAUCAUGAUGAUGUUGAUGAUAAUGCUACAGUUCUUGCAGAAUCUUCACCAUAUAAGGCAUCCCCAGGUAAGAAUAAUAGUCCUGAAGCUCAAGAUUUGAGGAUUGAUGUUAAUCGAGCAAAUAUUGUUCCUGCCUCACAAGGUCCAGCAAGUGCACCAAUCUACAAUGCAAACGUUGUACAUAAGCACAACCUGGAUGCCUUGAAACGUCAAGAGCAAUUGAGACAACAACUUCAAGAACAGCAACAGAUCCAGAUUCAAAGAUUUCAACAACAACAGAAAAAGGACGCGGCAGACCAACGUCAACUUGAGGCCCAAAUUCAAUUACAGCUAGAAAUUCAACAACAACGAAUUUUACAAAAUAUCGACAAGGGAAAUGAACCAUCAUUUUUUCAACAACCACCACUUAUUGCUUCACAAUCUACGGGAGAUAUCCAUCAAUUCUUGAGUCAACAGCAGAGAGCCAAAUCCACAGGGUCAAUGAUGACCCCUGUAGUCGCACAUGCACCAGGAUUUAAUGGUAAUCCAGUUCCAUUCCAGGCACCAACUGUUCCUACAGCAGCUGAAACACAUGAAACAAACCAAAGUCCACAUUUCCAAAACAAUACCAUCCCACAACAGGGCAUUCCAAUGCAUAUACAACCUCCACAACAAGUAAUGCCUCAACCACAAGGUAUUGCUCAACAACAACUAAUGGUUAAUAUAGGAAAUGGAUUUGUUCCAUUCAAUAUGCUUCCUCCCAAAGUACAGGAACAAUAUAUGUUACAGCAGCAACAGCAGCAACAAGGACAUCCAAUUCAACAACAAAAUCAACACCAACAACAGCAUCAACAACAGCUUCAACAACAACUCCAACAACAACAACAACUUCAACAGCUUCAACAAUCCCAAGUGCCAAUCCAACCCCAAUCACAGGGCCUUCUGAUGCAACAAGCACAUAUUAUUCAACAACAACAACAGCAACAAUUGUAUAUGUUACAGCAACAAGAGCAGAUGCAGUUACAGCAACGUCAAAUGCAACAGCAACAGUCAAGGGUUCAAGCACCUACUAGACAACAAUUUCAAGCACCAAUGCAAACACAAAUCCAACAAGGUCAAGGUGUCAAUAGACAAGCGGUUGGAAUUCAGAAUCCACAAGGUUCAUUCAAGGUUGAUAAUAAGGAAAAUGUCAAGCCUAGGGAAAUCACAUUUGGACCGAUUCUAGAAUACGAUCCCUCGAGUCAACCUGGUGUCAACUCGAGAAAGACAUUCGCAAAUAAGACCGCACAGGAGAAUGGUACGUUUCGGUUCCCAGUUAAUACGCAGGUCAGUAUGUAUAAACCGAAGAAGAAAUAG